AUGGUAGAUGCUUAUACAUCCCUUAUUAUGAAUAAACCAGCGCAUCUAACUGAUCAGAAAACUGAUGAUGAAAAAUUGGUGUAUGUUGAAUGGGUAAAGAGCAAUCGCAUAUGUUUACUGUCCAUGAAGAGGUCAAUCAAAGAUCACCUAAAAAGUGAUUUUCCUGCUAAUUGCACUGCUAAGGAGAUGAUGGAUGCAGUAGCACUCAGGUAUAGAGUCUCAUCAAAUGCUGAAAUAGGAAUUCUUCUGCAAAAACUUUUCAAUUUGAGGUAUGAUGGUUCUAGAGGUGUUAGGGACUAUAUCAUUUGGAUGGUGGAUUACCAAACCAAACUUAAAGCUUUAAAUAUUUCUCUUCCUGAUCCUUGCAUUGUCCAUCAAGUCUUGAAUACCCUUCCUUCUGAAUUUGGGAUCAUCAAAAUCAAUUAUAACUCCCAAGAUGAAACCUGA
This is a messenger RNA of Macadamia integrifolia, 447 nucleotides long. RefSeq lists its product as uncharacterized. The record is from RefSeq and is a predicted model, not a curated record. The coding region runs from base 1 to 447 and encodes 148 amino acids. The transcript has a single exon. NCBI's taxonomy places the organism in Eukaryota, Viridiplantae, Streptophyta, Magnoliopsida, Proteales, Proteaceae.